AUGCUCUCCGAGUUCAAUGCAGACGGCAGAGACAUGCAGCUCUUUGAUCUGAUGGAGGGGGCGGAGCGCGGGCGCCACCUCCUUAAAUAUGAGGCAAAGAAGAGCAACGAGAGCACCCUCGGGCUAUGCGAAUUCCCUUCGAGCAACCGGUACGGUGAGUAUGUGAACUACAAGGAGUGCUUCGAUCCUGCUCAACAGGACCGUGGCCGCACCGCUGAGGGCGUGCCCAUGGGGCAGGUGGAGCCCUGGAUUACUCCUUCCAUCGACAACGCGGUCCUGCUCGCCAACGAUCCUGGGAUAUGGUCGGUGCGUAACUUCCUCAGCCUAGCCGAGGCCGACAAGAUGCUCGCGCUCGUCAGUAAGUACGGCAAAGAGCUUGGCUUUUACGGGCCCUGCAAGCACGAGCACAACCACCGCGCGACUACGCACGCACACCCUUCGGAGGGCAAGGCCUGCUUCAAGAUCUCCAGCACAAAUGUCUGCGAAGGGCCAUACGAUCUCUCCGCCUGUGAAGCCGAAACCCACGCCGCAGACGGGGCCUUCAUUGAGAGCAUCAUCAGCAGGUUCGGGUCCAUGUGGCCUUUCGAUGUCGCUCCGGGGCCCUACGCGAAGUUCCAGCUCUCCCUGGGCGACACCCCACCAGUCGAUCUGCAUGUCGACGCAGAAAAGACGAUCUCCUUUGUUCUCUACCUGACGGAUGGAGGCGCAGCCAUGCUAUUCCCCCACGCCAAUGUAACCGUCACCCCAGAGAAGGGCACCGCACACACCUGGCUGAACUCCUACAAGGAUGGCACUCGCAACCCUAUGGCCGACCACGCUGUUCAAGCGCACCCAUUGUCCGCCGGUGAGAGAUUGGUCAUGCUCUUCGAAGUCUGCACGCCUCCGCAAGACAUAUUGGCCGCUGCAUCGUGGUCGACGUGCAGCUCAGUCGGUCUGGGACGCUAG
Molecule: messenger RNA, 945 nt
Organism: Emiliania huxleyi CCMP1516
Lineage: Eukaryota; Haptophyta; Isochrysidales; Noelaerhabdaceae
Exons: 1
Coding region: 1-945 (314 amino acids)
Source: RefSeq, a predicted model, not a curated record